Molecule: messenger RNA, 22160 nt
Organism: Podarcis lilfordi (Lilford's wall lizard)
Lineage: Eukaryota; Metazoa; Chordata; Lepidosauria; Squamata; Lacertidae
Source: the annotation of a GenBank genome assembly
GGCGGGGCCCCUGCGACCCUCCCCCUCGGCCCUGGCUCUUUUCGCGGCCCAUUGUUGGCUCCGAGCGGGCCGGCGGCGCGCGGCGCGGGGGUGUAACCCGAGAGCUUUCGCUACAAAGUCCCCGCGCCUGUUGCUGGAGCCGACAGAAGGCGCGAGGGCUGCAGGCGGAGAGAGCCGAGCGCGGCCGGGCUGAUCGCUCCCACCAAGCCGGCGAAGAACCUUUGUGGAGCCCGCCGCGCUCGGCCGUCGGAUUUAUUCUUCGGCCACUUUCCGCGCGACUCGCCGGCACCGGGGAGCGAGCGAGCGAGGGAGUGGAGGAGCCUCGCUCCCUUCCCCAGCCGGCUUGCCCCGCGAGGGAUGGAGCCCGGGCGGAGCGCGCCGCAGCACGGAGCCGCGGGACAGCGCUGAAGCGGCGGCGGCAAGAGGUGAGGUGGGCUCCGUCUACGUUGUCCGCUGCGGGGCUAGGAAUGGCCCCCGGGGAGAGAGAUCCGGGUCUCUUGUCCGCCGCGACCCAGGAGGCUCCCCGGGGUGUGGCGGGGCGAAGGGCUGCUCUCCCCGCGCCCGGGGAGGCGGUGGACUUUGACCGGGAGGGUCUGUAAAUCUGUUACCAAACUGUCCGGGCGCGCAGAGGUUCUUUUGUCGCUCGGAUUAAAGAUUAAGCUGCCCCCGGGAGCCUGUUCUCGGGCGCUGCUCUCUCCACUCGCACCACGUACGCUCCUUUCCCAGGGAACAGGCGCCCAGAUAUGCAGGUUGCACGCAAGACACGCGUCCACAGGCGCGGUGCACUCACACUGUUCACACCGACACGCGCGCCCUGGACGCGCCUGCCCAUCCGCGCCAAUCCACGGCCGCAAGCGCAGUUGGAAAUCUUGCGUUAAUUGAACGGGGCUUGUGCCCUCGAACCUCGUGGUUUUCGGCGGCACUUUUAAAUCGGCUUCUUAACUUUAGUUUGGACUGUAUGCUGUGUGCAGCUGGGCAGUGGAAGUGCCUUUACGCACGCACGCUCCGGCCGUGAGUUUAGUACCAGUAAGCACCACGUGUUCAAAUUUAAACUCGCUUUCGUCCUGCACGAGAAUUCCUUUCGCUGCCCCACUUUGUAUUUCUUCUUCUCCUCCCCACCCCAUGGUUUGUUCUGCUCCUUGGGUCAUUAUCAAAGUGCAUGAGAAGGUUGUACCAUUGAGAUACGGGGGGGGGGGGGAGAAAGGAAUAGGAGCAGGAGUUGGCCAGCAAGUUGGGGUGGCAGGGUCAUGCCAAAGGCCAAGAAUCCUGAUUUAUUUAUUUACAUUUUUUUAUCCAUGGGGGCUGUCUUUUCCAGGCAGGAACCAUCAUAAGAUAAUCUGGUGGACUUUGGCCAUGAAGAGCUGGCUAGGUGACACCCAGCCCCUGUGGUGCAUCUCCCUGAGAGGCCACCUAAUGCUCAAGAUGAGGGUUGUAGAAUUAUAGUGCAAUGCUGUAGGCAGUGUUCUAUCCAGGAAAUGAAUUUGUUUCACAUUAACAUCUCAUAGGAAGCUGCCUUUUACUAAGUCAGACCCAUUGGUUCCUCUAGCUCAGUAUUGUCUACACUGACUGGCAGCAUCUCUUCAGGGUUUCAGACAGAAACCUCUCCCAGCCCUACUUGGUGCUGCUUGGCUUUACCACUGAGGUACAAUGUCUCACGAGCAGGACUGGGCAUCUUCCGGGAUUGUUGCAAUCAGAUUCUUCUGUGCUGAUUGGCAAAUCAACUCCCUCCUUCCAAAGAAAAUGUCCAGCAGCCUGGAAUGGCUACAGGUACUGCUGUACCUCUCCCCCAAUGUAUUAUUGCGAGUUCUAGAUGGUUGUGGACAUAGGACACACAAUUGUUUUGUUCUGCACUGCAAUGGAAAACUCUAUGGAGUGACAACCCCUUUCCCUUCUCAAUCUAGGCUUGGAGGAUCCAAGUGGGAGCCGCGGGACAAGAAGAGACAACAGGAUGACAGCCCUGCUGUGUGGCCUUCUCAGGUUCCUGGCAGUGGCAACAACAUGUGCUUGGGCAGCUGCUUCUGCUGAAGGAAUGAUGGAACCAGGUGAGCAGAAAGAUUAGGGUGUGUUUGGGUGCAAGAGUCAGGGUGGCCAUCUAUUCAGGGGCUAUGACUGUUCGGUGUUUAUAGGACACUUUUCAUUUUCUGAGGCUUGUAUGGUCUUCUCCUGUGUUUGCCUUGACAUGGGAAUACAGAGAGAGAGAGAGAUCUGUGGCAGAGAUGGAAACCAGCCCUCCCACAUCCAAUACACCAUCUACACUGGCCUAAGUCAUGUUAUACGUGUAGUGCCUCAGUGUGUUGCAAGCCUGCUCUCCUCUAACCUGCUAGCCUUAACUUCUCUGUGUGAUCAGCACGUCCACCCUCUUCUGGUGUGGUGUGUGUAGGCGGCGGCAUCGGCUUGGAAUCAAAUCUGAAUGGUUCACGGUGCUUUUGAGUUCCCAGCUUCUUCCUUCCCUCCACCCCUUCCUUGCGCUUACACAGAGCGCAGGCAGCGGUGAUGGCUGCAGAGUCGAAAGUACAGUUUGAAAGGCUGUCCUUGUGCUGGUGGAGGGGGCACAAAGAGCGCUCACAUAGGUGUUUGCUUUGUGCUCCAGCGUAUAAGAGAUCCCAGCCUCAAACAGAGACUACUUGUACAUUAAGGCACAAUCUAAAUACCAAUUUCCUCCAGAUUAGCCCGAAUUCCCUGGGAACACUUUGUGCCAGGGAAGGGGAAGAUUUUUCCAUAGUAACCAGCCUGUGAGAGCAAGGUCUUGAUAGGGCCUAAUUUCCCCUUGGCUGCCCUGGGUGUCUCUGUCAUGUGCUUUCCUGCUUUACAAACCAGGACCAUAGCUCUCCCUUGGGUCUAGUUUCAUUUCCCCCCUCCUGAUUGUCUAGUCCUUUAUUCUGUUUAUCAGUUUUAAGUAGGUAACUACAAGAUGGAACUAAGCGCAGCCGAACAGUUUUGUAUGCAUUUGUGUAUGAUGGGAGUAUAGUACAAAUACGUUGUUAGACAUAUAUAGCAGGGUUGAUGUUGCUUGUGCAAGUUGUCUGAACUGGUGUUUUGUCAAAAUAACUGAAGUUGUUCUGCUUUGUGGAGCCCUUUCAAGGGAGCCAGACACACAAUGCAGGCAUUCCUCUUGUCAGAUAAACCCUGUAAUAAAGGCAACAUUUGGAAUUUGUGUAGUUUGGUUUUGUUAUUUGGCCAAUGUGGUCUGCGUUUUUGAUGACUGGCCCCUUCCAAGUAAUCAGAUUUGCUAGGACUGCUGAUCCUUCUGUCUAGCUUUGUACUUUCAGCAUCCCCUGGCAGAAUGAGGGUAAAAUGCCAUGCCAGGGACUUGGCACCAUCCCUGAGAAAAGGCAUUUAUCCUGCUGUUGGCCCUGCCACCAAACAGACGGGGAUAUUAUUAUUUGUGCCUAUGUGCCCCUGCUCCUGCUGUCACCCUGAGCAUUGUAAUGCUCUACCAUCACCUACCUGGCUACCUGGGGAGUGGGCUUAAGCUUAUUGUAGCAGUUGGCAUAUAGGCUAUUCUCUGUAUUCUGUUUUAAGAAGGCACCAUAUAUACUCAAGAGAAAAAGGUGGGUGAUGAAAAGUGUGGGUGAUGUUCUGGACAGGGGCUUCAAAUGCCUAUCCUAUGUAUUAGCACUUGAAAUUCCUUGAAGUCAUUUUGGCCGGGUGUUUUUCCCAGGUGUCAGUAUCUAGAUUCUCUUAAGCACUCUUCAGAUACUACUCUGUGAAGGAAGGAAGCAUUGUGAAAGUGGCUACAGGGUUGCAUGUUUAGCCCCCAUCCCUAAUGUUUUGUGGUUUCUCCUGCCAUGCUGAGCCAUAAGCUUCUGAAGUGGGGAGCCUGUUUGGCGUGUGAAGGCUUCCCAUGUGACCUAGAACCCCAUGGUCCUAGGGCAGGCUCCCCCCACUUCUGAUGUUUAUCCCCAGGGAUAGGAGGAGCUGUGUCACACAGGAGGCAGGGCUAAACAUACAACCUUUAGAAGAUACCUUUAGCGUAUCUUCACCCUUUGUGCAAGUUGUACCUGCGGAACUGGGAGGCUCCAUAUUUGUUCCUGAUUUUUCUCAUGGGGGCAAGAGGCCCACCAAACUGUUUAGAAGGAUGCAGACCCUUCAGUGAAUUAAAGUGAGCUAUUCUCAAGUGCGAUUUUGAUUGACAAAGGGUAGAGAAAGGAUGGUAUCUUUGCCAUCAGGUCCUCCAGUUGGAAAUCUUUUCCAGAUUUGUUUAGGAUGCAAACUUUGUUGUUUGAACACUCUUCGCCCUCUGAAAUGCCACUCUGGAAACAGCCUCUGCUUGCUCUAUGGGUCUCUUAAAAGACUCCUAAUCAAAUGGGCUCUGUAUCUAUUUAAAGCUCUCCUAAAGGUGGGGGCUUGCUUCCCUUCCAAUCAGAACGGUUUUCUCAGUCUGAAGCCAUAUUCGUAGAAAACUCUUAAAUUACCCUUGGCAAUUACAUUAAGUGCUUCGGUAGUAAAGAACAGCUGUGGGGAACAUAUCCCCCUCCCCUCUGCACAGGAGCAUAUUCUCAGGGUCAGUGAUGAAGGCAAGCAAGUGAGAUGUCCACUCCAGGUAGUUACAUUCACAAGGUUGCAUUAGUUGCUGAUUCAAAGCCUCCCAGUCCUGGUUGUGCAAGAGUUUCCCUAAAUUGGGGAUAGAUGUGUCUAUGGAGUCCCCCCCACACACCAUUUUUUUCCUUAGAAGUUUCCAAGUAGCAUCUUACCCAGCUACCAGCUGAAGCUGCCCAGUAUGGCUGUUUCCUUUAAAAUGAAGAAGCCACAAGGUUCAGGGUGGAAAGAAGAAUCUUUGCUGUCCAAGAUUUGCAGGGUUACCUAGGCCUCUGAUGCUCCUGGAGGGACAGUGAUGGUGGAUGUAAAGUAAGAAAGAGCCAGUUCUAUGAUAACAGCAUUCUCACGGCUUUCUCUUCUGGUUGGCAGCAUUUUCCUAUCAGGGUACCCCACCCACCUCCCACCCAGAGUUCUGUCCCAGAGCAUCAUGAAGGGAGGCCAGCAUUCAUCAGCUGGGAAGACCUAGCAUCAGUCAAACUUGGGAGAACGGGUCUGGUUUGUGACUGAGCUGGUUCUCGAGGCAUUGUGGGGAGGGGUGGGGAGAAGGGGGAGCUGGCAGGGCUCCCACGCAGCCCAGGCUAACUUUGGAGAAGGAGGAUGGGUCACCAAAGCAAUUAUAGUUCAAAUCCAGGUUAGACAAACAGGGAGGUGGGAAGUUGUGGAGUCAGCUGAGUGUGAAACCUCUCACUCCCACUCAUGCCAUGGGGAGGGGGGGAGGGAAGGCCUUUUGUGUUGAGCAUGAGAGAAGCGAGCAGGAGGAAUGGAGCUAAAUGAAAAGGGGAGAGGGGAAAUGAGUCUCCUGUUGGCGAAGAGGGUGGAGGGGAGGCUGCUUAUCUCAUUCCCAUCCUUCCGGCUCUCCCCCCCCCCACAUGACCAUUCCCCCAGUCCUGCAAAGGCAGAGCCCCGUCUGCUGAAAGGGGGACUGGCCCCUAUUGUAAGUCGGGGCAGAGAGAGCACGGGAAAGGAGCAGUAUGGCUGGGACAAUGGUGAUUGGGGGAGAGGGGCUCUGGGGGGGGAGGGGCAGCGGUCAUGGGCUUCCUGACAUGUUCAUUUUGGAAUCUGUCAAAACAGUCACUCUGGGCGCUGAGAGUGACCACUCAAUUGAGGGCCCCCACAGAGAGAGAAGGGGCGGGGUGGGAUGUGGUGCCGGGGAGAGAGGGAGAGCUAAGCAGAGAAGUCAUGCAUCAGUGUCUGCCAGGAUCCUUUCUCCUGUCCAGGACUGGCAGGAGAGGGGCUUUGAUGACAUCAUUGCUCCACAGAACAGGAGGCGAAGGAGGGGGCGCUGGACAAAGGGGUUUGUGAGCUGGGCUCAGAGGAUCCCCAGGAAGGUGGCAAGUGGGGGGGCGGCACGCAUUGUGACUGCAUUUUCCCUCAACCUGUAGUCCAUACUUUUAGCGAUUCCUACCUAGUCCUUAGAAAUCCCACUCAUUCUUUCUCUGUCUCGGUCUUAAGCAGUCGCUCUCCGCCAACACCCUGUGAGCACCAGCCCCAAAUAUAUCGCUUCGUGAUAUCGCUUCCUCCGCCCAAAUCAACAUUUGUAGAAUCUGCAUACAGUCACUGGCUUUUGUACACCUGGCAUCCUAUGUUCAACCAGUCACAAAAUGUUUCUAGCACAAGCUAAAAUCCCCCUAAAAUUGGAGUAUUUCCCCACAGAGUCAGUAAUUGUCAGGGAUGAAACAGGAGAAUCUUCCUCUGAGCCCCUGCCCCACUUUUAACAUGGUUUUUGGUAAACUUGGUGUUCUAGAGUUAUUUCAAAGGCUCCCAAAUAAAAUUGCAAGUUUUUCAGAAAUCUUGAAGCCAUGUGUAUAUUUUGGGGGAGGGAGAGUUGGAUCUUUCUUUGGGAGGAACUGAAAUUUGGGGGGAAAUUGAAGGGUAUGUGAUACUUUAAUAUUGAGCCUAACCAUCAAGGAUCAAGAGUGCAAUCCAGUACACACUUACCUGGGAGUAAAUCCCAUUGAACUCAUUGGGACUUACUUCUGAGUAGACAUGAAUAGGACUGUGGUGUAAGGAUGUAAAAUAUAUUGUAUAUACCUUGCUAUGUAAAAUACUGCUGUUUGGUACAUAUAUGAAAUGCCUUGGCAAUAACAGUAUUAUCUAUAGGUUACAGCUCUCAUUGGCAGUUGUUGCACCCAAGUACAGUAUAUCUUUUUGUCAGUUGGGAAAAUAGGAAAAGUUGUUAAUGGAUGACAUCAACAUUUGAGCAAAUGAAAAAUAGAUUUUAUUAUCGGGACUUUUGAACAAUAUUAUCAUGCAGAAUAUCAUGCACGCUAUCAUGCAGAAACAGAACUAACUCAUAUUUCUAGAGAACACAAACACCCGUAACAUGCAGUUUGAGGACUAGCAAUAUAUUUGGACAGACACAUUCUGCAAUUUCCAGAAUACUGAAGAAGUUAAUGUUAUUUCAUUAUCAUACACAAUUGUUUGCAUAUUUACCUGGGAGUAAGUCCCUUUGAACUUGCUUGUGACUGAAUAAAUAUGUACAGGGCUGCGUUAAAAGAGUCAUAGUCACUGUAGAUAAAAAGUUGUCCUUAUUUAUUAGUUUCCAUCCCAGUUCAUAUCAUAUCAUUGAUGACAACUUAACUUCAUCUCUCUAAGCAGAAUCAAUGUCUGAAAGAUCCAUGGUUUCUUAUUCUGACCUUAUUUCGAGUGUCAUAUUCAGAAAACAGAAAAAUUGCAGGAAUUGAAACAAAAAGCUCAAAACAGUUUUGCUGCUAGUUCUGUGUGUAUGUCCACAUACAAGCAGCAGUUUAUUUCCCAAUGUAGAAGAUACAGAAAUCUGAAGCAGGAAACGUCAGAUACUUUGUUGUGCAAAUGCCUUGCCACCAUGUUGCAGAAGCACUGGGCUCCGUAGGUUCCCAGAUUGCCCUCCCGCAUUAAAUACCUGAUCACAUUCUGUUUUGUGAAGCAUUUGAGAGUUUGAACUUACAGUGUUGCUUCUUUAGUAAUUCAGUUGAAAGUGGCACCACUCCUUUAGAAUCUUGGAUCUAAUAAUUUUGCCUGUGUAAUGAUUUUAAAACACAGGUUUGAGAAGUGUUUCACUUUUCAUGUUGAAGGUGAAAAUCUUCCGCAUAGAGCUCCCCUGCCCAAAUCACUAAUAUUUCUAGUUGAGGCCAGGGGUUGAGGCAAAGUCCAGUUUCCCCUCCCCCCCUUACUCCAGACCUUCCCAUUUCUGCUCCAGAGCAAGCUGCUCUCCUGUUGAUCAGGUCUGCUCAGUGCACAGACACUCCCAAAUUGGAUCAGCUUCCAAGUGCUAGCCCACUAUGGGAACAUUGAAGAUCCGCCUGUAAGGGGCUCGACCUACUUGUGUUCUGAGAACAAGUGAGACAGCAAAAGUUAUGGGCAUACUGGCAACUCUCUGUUUCCAUGGGGGGAGGGUUGAAUUCCUGGGGCCUGCGUACAUCAGCAGAGCGAGCAUAAGCCUGCCCCACCCUGUUGUGUCCCAUUGCACCCCAUUUCCAGGCCACUUCCGGGUCUGCCGCAAUGAGUGUGCGCACGGUCACACAUCAAUCAGAUGCACGUAAAAUGGUUGAUGCCUUGUAUAUGCAGAGUACUUUCCUCUCCCAAAUGAAAAAACCAAUCCUGUUCCAUGUGGGAAAGGUCGAUGAAGCUUCCAGGUUAGAGGAUGGAGAAUUCAGGCAGCCUUGAGCUCUGGCAUUUGCCCUUUGGGUGCCCUUGGGGUGGCACAGUUGGUGGUGCACAGUUUCUUGUGCACAGGACAACCAGAAGCCUGUGAGACCAACUCAUUCAACCAUCUCCCAGAGGGUCACUCUCCUCAUGCUCCCACACUUUCAAGCAAGCCUUCUGGUGGUCCGGCGAGGAAAUGGGGGUUAUAUGUUGGUGUCUUCUAGCAUCUGCCUGGGGUAAAGGGAGUCCCUACUUAUCCCAUAUUCCAGAGCAUUUGAGUUACGGGUGUUAAACACGCGCUGUUUCUAAAGUGAGCUCACACUGUCAUUUGCACUGACCCUCUUCUUGCGUUGGACAGAGAUGCUUGACAGCCACAUGGUGGAGACGGAGGAGGAGCACCUGCUACUGGACCCUGGGAGUCUGCUGAAGCUCUACUGCAGCACCAACCACAGCCUUGCGAUCAUAUGGUAUAAGGAAGCCAAGCAGCUUUUCCCAAGCGGGCGCAUCCACAUGCGGCAGAGCAUGCUGGAGAUUGUGGAAGCCACCUAUGAAGAUUCAGGCCUGUACUCCUGCCGAGCGCAGAGCACCGGGGAAAGCCUGCGCAACUUCACCAUCUCUGUUGUGGGUAAGAGAUGUUCCAGCCUCUCUUCAGAACGGUGGCAAACCUUUUUUUUUGUUUGAGGGAAGGCUGCAUGGCACAUGUUUGCUCAGUAAUGUUUCUGCUCCUCAGUGCAAACACUUCUUCUCCUAGUCCAAUGUGGAAUGGAAAAAUGAGAAGCGGUGUCAGUGGAAGAAGGUCUUAAGAGCUGAGGAAACAGCUCUAUGACAUUCUUGCCAUGUCAGCACCCCAGGGGGAGAAGAGGUCCCUUUUUAAGAGUAAGAAGGGGACGGAAGUGUUAGGGAUACCCAGAAACAACCCAAACGGCUAGCAAAGACUAGUAUGUAAGAGAAGUAAGCAGCAAACAGAGGUGGGUUUUUAAAAAUAAAAUAAAAAGGGCAAAAAGUCUUAAGGGACCACUUGGAAACAUUUAUGAGGCUUGACAUGACCCACAACUCACAGGUCAGCCACCCUUGGUUCAUAGUGACUGGCAGUGGGUCUCCAGAGUCCUUCCUCGCCUAACUUGGAGAUGCCAGAGAACCAGGGACCUUUGGCAUGCAAAGCAUCUGCUCUGCUGCAGCUCCUAGUCAACACAGACCUUGCCACACUGCCGCCUCGCAUGUCCCCUGGUCAAAGCAACAAGAAUUUAUUUAACUUGGCGCUCCUCCUAAAGGACGCUACAAUAGACGCCUUGGUUUUCACAAUGAAACUAGACGGUUGCCUGGAACAGCUGGUAGAUCUCAGAUUACACCCCUUCUGUGAAGGUUGCGCGAGCUGCUUAAUCACUUCCGGGCCUGUUCAAGGUUUUGUCUUCAACAUGUAAAGCCCCAAAUGACUUUGGUUUUAAAAAACAAAACAAAAACAAACCCUGAUAGAUUGCCUCCUCCUUUGUAUUCUGCCCUGGGAUUUAAGAUCAGCAGGAGAGGCCCCACUGGUGGUCUGCUGACACCCUCAGAGGUCCAGGGGACAGUGUCACAUGAGAAGGCCUUUUUUGUGGUGGCCCCCAAACUUCGAAACUCUCUGCCUCCUGAUGUACUCCUGAUAUCAAUGCUGGGGUUUUGUGCAGGCUUGUGCACGGUGGUUCUUUCUGUAUAUGCUUUUAUUGUUUGGUGGUUGCUUUAAUUUUUUGCUAUCGAUUGCAUUUUACUGUUCGUAUUGCAUUGUCCACCUGCCCAGGGACCUUCGGUGAAGGGCACAUAAUUAAAUGUACUAAAUAAAGAAUAAGCAAACAAAUGAGCUAGAACUGUAGCAGCCAACAGUGUUUCUCCUCCUCUCCCCCCAGUCACCUUUGAACACACUCCAGUUAGCAUUUCGGCUGCUACUCUACACUCCUGCUAAGAAAAUGCUGGUCCACUGUAGCCAGGUGCUCCCUUGAUAACUGCCACUUGUUCAGUGCCCUGUGGUUAUUUAAGAAGCAAGACUACAAAGAAUGACCAUUUUGUUUUCAGAUUCAUUGGCAUCUGGUGAUGACGAUGAAGACAGUGGUGUGGAGAGUGCCCAUGCCGAUUCCCUUGAGGAGCCCAUACAUACCCGGCGAGGUCAGUAUGCCUACUUGGCUGUGCUUCACUCAGUUCUGGGUGCUGCUUCAUGCUGGGAGAGGGAACUGGGUGAAGAAGGGGUGCUUAGUAAGUACUUGGACUCACGGUGGCCAGACAUCUUCCUUUCUUACUUCCCAAGCCUCCUCUGCUGUCGAUGUGUCCCAAAAUUGUUUGAUAACGGUUGCCUGCAAACUAGGGAUCUCUGCUUGAGAUUGGAACAUAUCCCAAAGCACACUCAUUUCUCGUGGGACGUUGAGGUUCCCCAGUGGAAGGGUUGCCGUCGUGCAUUUUGGCACAUCCCUAGGUCCCUAUGAGACACCUGCUCUUCCAUUCCCAUAUCCCAUUGGCGCAUCCUUUCUCUGAGAGCAAUCCAUGGUUUGCUGCCACCAUCAGUUAGAGCACCGAACACCGAGCUUUGUCCCUAAAGUGUGAGCCUCUCCUGAGCCUGAAUGAAAAGCUGGAGCUAAUAGUGUGAUGCCUUUUUCAGCACCUUACUGGACGCACCCUCACCGAAUGGACAAGAAGCUGUAUGCAGUCCCGGCAGGGAACACAGUCAAGUUCCGCUGCCCAGCCUCUGGGAGCCCCAACCCGACAAUCCGCUGGCUGAAGAAUGGGAGGGAAUUCCGAGGGGAGCACCGGAUUGGAGGGAUCAGGGUAAGUGCCCAGCCCCUUAGAGGUUUGCCAUCUCUCCCCUUGCCCUCCUUUCCCUUUUCAUCCACCUGGCUGGGACCGCAGCUGCCUUGCCCACCAGGUUUUUAUGAGUUAGGAUUUGAGGGGUAUGUGUGUGUGUGUGUGUGUGUGUGUGUGUGUGUGAGAGAGAGAGAGAGAGAGAGAGAGAGAGAGGGGCACAGGGGAACAUGCUAUAAGGAAUCCACAAUAUUGCACAAGCCACUCAGCAGAGAACUAAGGGUCACCUCUGUGAGUUUGGGGAAUUCAGCCUGCUGUCCAAAGACUCCAGGACCCUCUUCAGCACUUGCUUUGCCCCUGAUCCCCUUUUGCUCUGGCUGCCCUAGCCUUGCCAGAUCAAUCUAUUAAUUUGCAAAAGUUUGCUUCCAUCAAAAGAGCAGCUGCUAGAUAUUUCCACCUCUUUUGCCUGCAUUUCUCCUCCUUCUGCUCCCUAGCUCGAUUCAGUGCAUUGUUAAAAAAGGUCAGCCUAUGGACGUGCCCCAUUCCUUAACAAUGAAGCAUGAACACAUAAUGCAAACACCAUUGUUAAAAUAUCUACACCGGCUGCCCAUUUGCUACCGAGCCAGGUUCAAGGUUGAUUGGUAUUAAUCUACAAAGCCCUGAAGAACAUAGGUCCAGGGCACCUUAGGGGCUGCUGAAACCCUUAUAUGCCAGCACAAUCACUGAGAUAAGCUGCAGGAGUUUUGUUAGUUGCCCCUUGCAUUGGCAAGGCUCAUUUGACACCAACAUGAAAUAGAGCCUUUAGUGUCAUCAGCCCAGGCCUGUGGAGUGUUCUGCCAAUAGAUUCAGCAGGCUGCUUCUGCCCCAGCCUUUAAACACCUAUGGGAAACUUUUCUAUUCUGCCAUGAUUAUGCAGGCAAUUCAGAAUACAGUCGUACCUUAGAAGUUAAACGGAAUCCAUUCCAAAAGUCCGUUUGACUUCCAAAAUGUCCAGAAACCAAAGCGUGGCUUCUGAUUGGCUGCAGGAAGUUCCUGCAGCCAAUCGGAAGCCCUGUUGGACAUUUGGGUUCCAAAGAACGUUCACAAACCGGAACACUCAUUUGGGAGCCAAAACGUCCGAGUACCAAGGCGUUCAGAAUCCAGGGUAUGACUGUACGUACAUCUUUUCACAACAGUUAGCUGAUGGUCUCUGUUUUUUAAAUUGUUACAUGUUUUUUAAUAUAUAGAUACUAAACAGCUUUGAUAUGUUACUAUGAUACACCAGUAUAUAAAUAGUUUUGUAAAUGAAGAAAUAUUUGCUGGCCUUAUUAUAUAGCUCAAAGGAUUUGUGUCUAAAACAAGGGACUUUUGUUGGCCUAUGAGCAGCUGUGCCCUGAGCUUAGCUGUCAACUUUUCCCUUUUCUUGAGAGGAAUCCUAUUCGGAAUAAGGGAAUUUCCCUUUUAAAAAGGGAAACGUUGACAGCUAUGGCCCUGAGAGAGAUGGACAGCUCUUUUAAAAGAAGGUGAUAACCUUGGCUCCUGCCUUUUCCUCUUUCCACCCAGCUAAGGCAUCAACACUGGAGCUUGGUCAUGGAGAGUGUGGUGCCUUCGGACCGAGGCAACUACACUUGCCUGGUGGAGAACAAGUUUGGCAGCAUCCGCUACAGCUACUUCCUGGACGUGCUAGGUGAGGUGAACUUCUCCCUGCCAUACUGCUCCAAAUCUAGAUAUGUGACACCCCCCCCCCCCCGUAGCAACAUGUGAAAAAAAGACAAGGGAAGUGGGCUGCCCCCCCCACUCCCCCACCUUCAGCCUGAAAAGCUCCUUACUCCUUUGCCGAUGAGGGCGUCUGAGUCUGUGUGGGAUGCCAGACCCCAGUUCCCUGGCAGCCUGCCAGCUUCCUGUGGGAAGGAACAAGGCUCGCCACCCUGACCUCAGGCACCCCCAAAGAGAAGGAAAAUGCCCCGAACCCGCUUUUGACUUCAAAGGGAGUUGGAGAUCUCCCAGGCCAUAAAGUCAGAUGAAAUUAAUUAGCCCUGCCUAGAUCUAUAGGACUAGCUCUAAGCCUUUUGCUCCCUUAUCUCUCAGCCCCUCAUUAUCUGUCUUCUCUGGGCUUACUUGUAAUCACCGGAAAGAGGCUCUGGAGCCAGUCAUGGGUGGGAGUUCAGCCCAUGGCAUUAAGUAAUAUCAGAUCUGCUGGGCUGGAAGGAGAUGGUGGGCAGUGGGGGGUGGGGGUGGGAGAGAGACAUUCAGAUCCCACCAGGCCUUUAGGCAGGACUGCAUAUACUGCUGUACUAGGGAGCUUUGAGAAGAAAGUGCUGCGCUUUGAUAGAUGGGGUAACUCCCUGACAGUUGGCUGCGCCUCUGCACUCCCAGACGGCUGCGAUAGCACUAUCAGCUCCAUGUGCAGUGAUUUAUGUGCUGUAGAGCAUGACCUUAGCUCCUCUGGGGGGGACCUGGCAGUCUUCAGCUGUGCUGGACAACAACUUUCCCUGCUCUCUUCCUGGCAGAGAGAUCUCCGCACAGGCCUAUCUUGCAAGCCGGGCUGCCGGCCAACACCACCGCAGUGGUGGGCAGCGACGUUGAGUUCUUCUGCAAGGUGUACAGCGACGCCCAGCCCCACAUACAGUGGCUCAAGCACAUUGAAGUGAAUGGCAGCAGCUACGGCCCAGAUGGAGUCCCCUAUGUGCAAGUGCUUAAGGUAACCAGAGCCCCCCUUUUUUUGCAGAGAUUUUCCAUUGCCAGAAAGGUCGCUUUUCCCCACACUUUUAGGCAAACAACAGAGGUCACAGAGUGGGGGGAGCAGGGGCUGGAUAGGAAGUGGCACCUUUCAGUGGGCUAGAUUUAGACCAGGGGCCCCUAGUUGCUGACCCCUCAUCUGUGGAGCCAAGGGCACAUAUAGCCUAUUACCCAUAUUAAUAGGCACAUAUAGCCUAUUACCCAUUUUGCAAUAUGCGCCUAACAUUUUCAAACCAAAAGUUUAUCUUAAAAGAAGGCUUUUACAAGAGUGAUUGCUGUGUUUAUUUGCAAAGAAAGAGAGGAGACUGGCUGAGAUGCUACUUUCAAUAGCACCAACUCUGUGAGCUUAGAGCAGAGCUUUCCAAACCUUUCAUGUUAGUGACACACUUUUUUAGACAUGCAUCAUCAUGUGACAAAGUAAUUCAGUUUUGCUAACAAAUCAGAAGUUACACUAACCCCUUUCCAGCCCCAGAAGGAGCAUAGGGAGUGUUUGCACAUCACACCUACACACUGCAGUCAAGUGUCGUGACACACAGUUUGGAAAGAUGUGGCUUAGAGUAUAUGUCCAGAAAACAAGCAAACACGAAGAGCUGCAUCAUCAGUCUAGCACUGUCCCAGUUGGGUUGCUUAUUCUCACAGCAGAGUUGUUGUGUCUCAAGCCCAGAGGCUUCAUACAUGAUUUUCUGUAGAAGAGUUGCUUGGAAGUAAUAAAACUUAGCAAUGGCUGUGGUGCACGUAUUUAGGACAUCCUCACCAGAGAUUGGGGUACAUGACUAUCAAUCAGGCAUUUAUCAGAUAAAGAUGCACCCUUGAAAUAUAUAUUGGCAGCAAGCAAGAUGUUCCCCUUCCAAUGAGAAGCUUGAAUAACCUUUUUGUGUCAAUGAGAACUAAUGCUUUUCUCCCUGCCUCCCACUGGCAACUUAUUUUGGCAGACGGCAGAUAUUAACAGCUCAGAGGUGGAAGUGCUGUACCUGCGCAAUGUCUCCAUGGAAGAUGCUGGGGAAUAUACCUGCCUGGCAGGGAAUUCCAUUGGCCUGUCAUACCAGUCAGCUUGGCUCACUGUGCUUCCAGGUGAGAAAGGACGGUGGAUGAUUGGAUGGGAGGAAAGAUGGAUAAUGGUAGUAGGGUAUUCCUUUGCAGAGCUAGAAGCAGAGAUUACCUUUCCUAAUAGAGACGCUUGGGGGUUGGGGGUGGGACUAUACUGUGCAUGUCGUACCCCUGUAGAAUAUCCAAUGAGAUGAAUGUGCCAAAGAGACAGACAGAGAGAUAAAUGGCUGAAAACAAAUUGCAAGACACACUGCCCCACUUGCAUUAAGUUGCCAAUCAAUCAGUCAACAUGACAGAUCUAUUCACUGUAGAUUUAUACAGAACAAUCUACUGUUGUCUUUUGUCAGUAUAUCAAUCACAAUAUGACAGCUUCAGUCCAUCAGAAGAGAUGCUGCACUUCUCAGUGUAUGAAUCCUGGAAAGACAGACUGGAUUUUGGCCACUUUUAAGUCCCUUGAUUUGAAUGGAGAAUUAGGACAGGCAGGUGAAAAAUCAGACAGGGCCCUUGCAGCUUGAAUAGUUGUGUAGACCAACACUCCUACACAGCUAUUAAAGAUGCAGGUAAUAUAAAUGGGUGGAGACUAGGUGCUGUUUUUUAAUACCCACAAAUUAGACAUAUUCCACUGAUUAAAAACAAAAAGACCUAAGUACAUCUUGUGGAGUGGGGUGGGGAAUUGUAAUGAAAUGAAUUCUGCCUAGACUUUGAACGGAUAGAGCUUAAAAAUAGCACAUUGUAUAUGUAAUUAAAUGUGGAAGAGAUACUGCAUGAAAUUCCAGGAGCUAGGCUAAUUUCUGUUUAGCAAAGCUCUAGGUUUUCACUGAAAGGCAACUGCCUUAAAACGGCUAUGUGAUGGGUCAAGGAUAGCUCAAGGAUGAGAGCAUGAUCUAGCCAGAGUUAAGUUUUUACACCCCAUUUAUGAAAGUCAAAGUGAUCUAAACACAUGUUAGGCUCUCUCAUUGAAAUCAGUGGGGUGUCUUUUGUUCAUGGUACUGAUGGGCUCUGCAGCCAGGUCCAGACAGGCUGCUUUUGCAGGCCGAUGUGCACACUGUGCAGCCCAGCCAUGCUCCCUCCAGCCCAGCUGGCUGCCUGCUGUGGUCAAAGCAGGUUUAACCACCCUAACGCCUGCUAACUGCGGAUUUAUUUGCUAUUGCAGAAGAAGAAGAAGUGCAAGAGGCAAAUGCCCCUGAAAUCAAGUAUACUGAUAUAAUUAUCUACACUUCGGGAUCUUUGGCCAUCGCGAUGGCUAUUGUCAUUGUUGUCUUGUGCCGGAUGCAAACCCAGCCGAGCAAGCAGCCCUUGGAGCCCAUGGCCGUACACAAGCUCUCCAAAUUCCCGCUCAUUCGGCAGGUAGGUACUGAGAGACCCAGAACUAACCUUAAAGUGGGUCAGAAGGAUCCAUUGUGCCACUGCAGUGGUUUUCAAGGGCCCACAAUGUUGUCUGCUGGCUCGGACCAAGAGUCAGCAAUGGACAAAGUGAGGUACUCAGAUCCUCGGAGUACAACAAAUUAUUCAGGGUAGUAAAAUCCCAGUCAGACCAUGCAGAUCUCUGAAAACAGCUCUCCCAAGUUCAGUUAAAUUCACCCUUCCCUGUUCACUGUCAGGGCAGCGUCUGGUUGGCUAGAUGGACCUUGUUCGCAUUGUAGAUGGCUCUUAUUGGUGUUAGGUGUGCGUGUUCUGCCCUGUCCCUUGUUUCAUUGUGUCCUUUGUGCCCUUGUCUAGUCCGUUCUUGCUCUGGAGUGAAGCAGUGUCUGUGGGCCAAUCUACUUGAAUGUUGGGUCUUUCUCCACAGUUCUCCUUGGAAUCCAGCUCCUCAGGGAAGUCCACCACAUCACUGAUGCGUGUCACCCGCCUCUCCUCAAGCUGCACACCCAUGCUGGCUGGGGUCAUGGAAGUGGAGCUGCCUCUGGACUCCAAGUGGGAAUUCCCACGAGACAGGUAAGUCUUGUGCAGUGCAGCAUAGCUUUCUUCUGCAUGUGCCACUGAGGAUGCUGGCCAGGCUCUCGCGUGACUCACACAAGCCCAGUGUCAGAAUGGCAAAACUGCCUUCUCACCAAACUUGUAUCAAAAUGUGUGUUUAUUAACACAAAGGGCUACUUCCCACAUGAUGUACAGCUGCCCAAUUAAUUGAUAGUGUCCUUAGGCCCAGGUUUGUCUGUGUUCACAGAGAGGAAGCAGCAGGUGAGCUGGAAGUUCACGUGUGCCUGGCUGCACAGGACUCUCAGUGGUUCCCACCAGCACAGUGGCUCCAAAAAUGGCAUCACAGCCGUCACAUACCAUCUGGUACGCAUGUGCUUCAGUUUCACAUGUUAUUUCCCCCUCACAAGUGAUGGCAAGCACAGCAAGUAGAGUGGCCAAGUACCACAAAGAGGGAAGGCAGUAGAGUGAAUGAGAGUACCGCUUUCUUCAAAGAACAAAACUGGAGAGGAGUCCAUUGUAACCCUGCUUAGCUCUGUGACUAAGGGGCUAGCUAUAAAAAUUGUCUGGUAUCAAAAGCCGUGCAGUUUGUCUCUUGAAUUGCUGCCUGUAGAACAAAGGUGGGGAACCUCAGACUGAGGGGCCAGGUGUGUGUGUGUGUGUACGUGUACGUCAGCUACUAUACAAUGGCAAAAUUUACACCCAUUGCCUCACUCACUUUUACACACACAUAAUUUUAUUGUAUGCUGCCUUUCCAUAGGUCAAACCAUGCUCAAGGCAGCUUACAACAUGGAACAAAAUACAUAACUACAACACAACAAAAGUAGUCAUAAACAAUAAAUUAAACAAUAAAAAAACACAAAACCAAACUGAACAAUUUCCACAUAAAAUGCAACAAAAUCUAAAAUAAAAUGCAAAAAACUAAUGGCAACAACCAUCCUCCCAAACAAUACUCCAGGCCAAGAGUCUGCUCAGCAGCCUCAGCUUUUGUAGCUGGAGUCAGUCAGGGCCCCACCUUCCCAGGCCAGGUGGAAAGGGCAGACACAGCAGGGAGCAGGUCUUCCAGGACUCACAGACAAGAUGGACCUUUGUCUCUGGCAUAUGGCCCUCAGAAGAUUGCCUCGAAGGGAAUGCUGCCCUUGUGCUGGAAAAGGUUUCCCACUCCAGCUGCUACGGUCUCUUGGAAAUGAACUUGUUAGCGAAUUCUUGGAAAUGAAAGGAAUUUGUUAGUCAAUGCACUGUAUAGACAUUGAUGAACGCCCACCAAUGAUGCUUAUAUGUAUCACCUCACCUCACCACUUGGGAUAGUUCAUGCAUGGGCCUGGGAGAGAACAUUGGGUCAGAUUUCUCUGUUGUGGUUGAGGUCCUGCAAAUGCACCUGGUGCUAACAUCUGAUUCUGCCCCACUGCAGGGGACCUGCCAGCUUUUGGAUACAGCCAUGAGUUUAGGUCCCACCCACCCAAAUGCAUCUGUACCCAUGGCGACAUGAGAUUGUCCUUUUAAGGAGGCUGUCUACCCUUCUUUUUCCCCAGGCUUGUGCUGGGCAAGCCACUGGGUGAGGGCUGCUUUGGGCAAGUGGUGAGAGCAGAAGCCUACGGCAUCGAUCAAGAACGGCCAGAGCGACCCAUCACUGUGGCUGUCAAGAUGCUCAAAGGUAACCACAAUAUACAGGGCUAAGAGAGCCUAAAUCAUUGGACUUCAGUUCUUCCACUGUUGGAUUCUAGUCUAGAUCAUGGGAUGCCCCAGUCUGACCUCCUUCUGUUGCCUUGCCAGAUAAUGCCACUGACAAGGACUUGGCUGACCUCAUCUCAGAAAUGGAAAUGAUGAAACUGAUGGACCAACACAAGAAUAUAAUCAACCUGUUAGGAGUCUGUACACAGGAUGGUAAGUGAUGGUCUCUUUGGGCUGGGAAGCAGAGAAUACCAGGUGCUGUGAGGAAAGAGGCAGGGAUGUUUGGGAAGUCAGGAGAAACCAGAACCUUUGUGGGGCCAAUAGGAGGAUGCUGCAACUGAACAAUGGAGCUCUGAUGUUCCAGGAUAGGAGCAGACAUUGUGUGGGAUUUAUGAAGGCUGCACCUGAGAGCACAGGCUCACAUAUAACUCCUGACUGCAGGGCCUCUCUAUGUGAUUGUGGAGUUUGCUGCCAAGGGGAACUUGCGGGAGUACCUGCGCGCCCGUCGCCCUCCCACGCCAGACUACACCUUUGAUAUCACCAAGAUGCCUGAGGAGCAGCUGUCCUUCAAAGACUUGGUCUCCUGUGUUUACCAGGUGGCACGUGGCAUGGAGUAUCUGGAGUCCAAGCGGGUAAGAGCAGCCUCACCCAAACAGCUUCCCUCUCACCAACCCUAGCAGGAUCCUUGCUUAAGCAGAAAUGACUGGUGCCCAAUGGGCAAGUGUCAUCUGAAGCGUUGGCAGGUCCUGUUGGAGUGCCAACAGUGAAGGCUCUAAGCCAAGCAUUGGCACUCUAAAGCUUUUGCUGGGCUCUUAACUAGCCUGCGAGGGUCAGUUACAUGAGGGUUAGGUGUACCAAAGGAGAGAGGGGUGUAUGUACCAGGCUUGGGCAGCCAUCAUGUGAUGAAGGAGUGAAUGGCGAGGCAGUGAAGCUCCUGACUCUCGUGGUAGAUGCAGCAACAACCCACUAGCCCAGAUGUGUCUGCCAUUGGACUGCAGUCUGGGCUGCAGUGGGCUCUCCUGAGCCUCAGAGAGGGUUCAUCUCUUCUCUCUCUCUCUCUCUCUCUCUCUCUCUCUCUCUCUCUGCAGUGCAUUCACCGGGACCUGGCUGCUCGCAACGUCCUUGUCACCGAAGAAAACGUCAUGAAAAUUGCGGAUUUUGGCUUGGCCCGGGGUGUUCAUGACAUUGACUACUACAAAAAAACCAGCAAUGUGAGUGAGAUGGUAUUUGAGAGGCACAGGAGGGGAAGACUCAGAAUUGCCAACAGGCUUUGGAAAUACGCAAUGCGGUUGGGAAAAAGAGCGGAGGGUGGGCACUGGGGGAGAGCAAUUACUGUGCUCUGUAUUUCUUAACAAUAAAUGGUUAACAAUGUAUGGAAGCCAGCUUGGGAGGGUAGCUACCCUGACAGGUGGCAUAUCAACCUUUUAAAUAAUUAUGGAGUAUAAAGUAGUAGAGAAACCUUCAUAGCCCUUUGUGUGUGCAUACACACGUUCUUGCACUACCCUGUUAGUGAAGAGAGAUAUUUUUUUACUUUCAGUUAAUUCAGGGUCUUGUAGGAAAGUAGGAUGAGCACAUCUAUGGGAGUGGAUAUGUGGCUAUUGCUCAGUGGAUGCUAGAGGGUAGAACUCAGAAGAGGAGACAUUGUCCAGGGAAAGUGUCAAUGAACUGAGAGCUUUUAUUUUUUCUCCCCACAGGGUCGUCUACCUGUAAAAUGGAUGGCACCAGAGGCUCUUUUUGACAGGGUGUACACCCACCAGAGUGAUGUGUAAGUAUGACUCUGCAAAGCUCUUGCAAUCACAUCAGCCUGCACACCUAUAUCUGGCAGAGCAGCUGAGCUACUGUGUUUUUAAAAGGGAAAAGUUGCCUUAUACUAAAGCAGAGCAUUGAUCCAUCUUGCUCAGUACUGCCUACCAGUGUUGCUCAAACUUUGGUCCCCGGCUGUUGUUGGACCACAAGUCCCAUCAUCCCUAGUUAGCAGGAGCAGUAGUCAGGGAUGAUGGAGGUUGUACUCCAACAACAUCUUGAGACCCACAUUUGAGAAACAGUGACAUACACUAGCUCCCUGGGGUCUUUCCUACUUUUACUUAAAGAUACAAAAAAUUGAACUUGGGGUGUUUUGCAUGCAAGCUACAGCCCUUUCCCAACCAUCCUGGCUGUAUGGAGAACAAAUGGGCCUAUUUGUCAGUCCUACUAGAUGAACCAUAAGUGGCAUGGAAAAGCCAGGGCACAAUGGCCCUACCUGCCUGCAUAAAGAUGACAAGAAGCAUAGAGUUGCUUGCUCCCUGUAAAGUGGUCCAUCUUUGUAACCUGUCUCCAGCAUAUGUAACUUCAAUACAUUCCACCUCUGUGGUCACAAAUCCAUCUUCGUGAGAUUUUGCUGAAGUAGCGCACAUUCCACAGGGGCAAGGCCCACCUUCUGAUGCUUUGUGGUAGUGUAGGGCUAAUCUGGACAUAUCCACCUCGAAUUUCUUUAUGGCUUUCUUGCCCCUUUAUUUUCCCUGACCCUCAACUGUGCUUUCAGGUGGUCCUUUGGCAUUCUGAUGUGGGAGAUCUUUACAUUGGGUGGUUCUCCAUAUCCGGGCAUCCCGGUGGAAGAACUCUUCAAGCUCCUGAGAGAAGGUCACCGGAUGGACAAGCCCUCCAACUGCACCCACGAACUGUAAGUGCCGCCGUGUCUAUGCCUCUUGUGGGCUUGAUCUUAACCACAGCACUUGCAUCCCAUAUUAUGGAAUGCUCUAGCCUGAGGCUGAGAUGUCCCCUCCCCUUUUCCCAAACAGAUACAUGAUGAUGCGCGAGUGCUGGCAUGCUGUGCCUUCCCAGCGGCCCACCUUCAAGCAGCUGGUAGAGGGACUGGAUAAGGUCUUGGUUGCUGUCUCUGAAGAGGUAGGUUCAGACCACUAGGAAGAGGCACGAACGCAGCUGUUUCAGAAACUCUUUUAUGUUCCCUGAAACAGAAGUAGAGGGAGCCAAGCCUUUGUCCCUUGUGAAUGCUGACAGGGUGUCCUUUCUCUCUUUCCCUCCAGUAUCUGGACCUGUCAAUGCCCUUUGAACAGUAUUCUCCAUCCUGCGAAGACACGACCAGCACCUGCUCCUCCGACGACUCUGUCUUCACCCAUGACCCUCUGCCCAUCACCCCCUGCCUCUUCCCCUACCACAAUGUGCGGACAUGAGGAGAGUAGCAGGCAGUGGACCCCAGGGCAGGAUUUCCUCUCUCUCUAUUCCUAGAGGAUUACGCAGCUUGGGAGCAGAAGUUCUUACAUUGUCCCUGGUGGAAGAAAAUGCUGGGAGCCAUAUCAGCAGGGGCUGAGAGUGCACCUCAGGGUCCUGGAGCCUGCUGGACACCCGCAACUUAAAGGUUCCCUGGCGAGGACUGGAUGCCUUCCUUGUAAACUUCUGCAGGUGCUCCCAGCACUCGUGCUGGUGCCUUCUUGCCCUAUAAUCUCAGGUUCCCUCAAAGCCGUUGCUCUAGCUGAGCCUUGGAUGCUACCAGCUGUCUGAGGAGAAGUAGGACCAGAUAAGCAGGGAGGAACCUAAUCCCAGGGAGAGCAGCACUCUCGACAUGCCUGGGCUCCCCCUUCUCCCAACCCAUGGGACCAUUCCCCCCAGCCAUGGGGCGCCCUGCUUGUUUGUUUGAUACUAUUCCCAAUUUAAUAAUAUUUUUAUGAAAUCUCAUUAUUUGGCAGGAGCCAGCCAGCUUUCUCAGGCCCACCCCAUCCGCACCUGGACACACGACCACAAGGACAGACGUUUUGAGCGGGGUGUGGCCCUUCCCUCCUGGCUCCUGCUGUCCCCUGUACAUAACCCUAGAGAUAAAUAUUUAUGUACAUAUCAUUUCUAAUGCACAUGAAUUAUCCACACCCAUAAAUUAUUUUUUUGGAAUAGAG